Blastocystis hominis is the source of this 510-nucleotide messenger RNA. RefSeq lists its product as hypothetical. The record is from RefSeq and is a predicted model, not a curated record. Gene Ontology annotation, cellular component: membrane. The transcript has 2 exons. NCBI's taxonomy places the organism in Eukaryota, Bigyra, Opalinata, Blastocystidae. Bases 1 to 510 code for a protein of 169 amino acids.
AUGCCGUGGAAGCCUGUUCCUGCAGGCACCAAUGGAGGAAUCAGCAUUUUGGGUCUUUUCGCGGCGAUUCUAGCAGGCUUCUCCAUGACCAUUCUGUACUUCUUUCUUCAGCUUCCUUCCUCCAUGAUGUCUCUGAGCGAGAUUCUUGCCAUGUGUCUGUUCUCCAGCAUCCUUGGAACGUUCGUUGAUUCUUUUUUGGGAAGUAUUUUGGAAGAAUCCUGGUGGUGCUCCAGCAAGAAGCGCGUUCUGUCAAGCUUCUCGAGCAAGGAUAGCUGUUGUCGUGUCGCUUUAAAGGACGGAAAGCGAGUGGCUGGACAUGUUCCUGAUCAUUGUGGGUUGGUGUGUGGACACGCGGUUUGCAGCGGGAAUGAGGUCAACUUGCUGAGUUCGUCGAUCAUCUCGCUCUGUGUGUUCUUUUACAAGGGUUCUAUAGUUUGGGGUUUCGCUGUUUGUGAAAUACACGAUUGUUUUAUCGGUUCAUUUCUCAAUCAUGAGGAAGCGGUCGUCUAG